This is a messenger RNA of Penicillium alfredii, 1644 nucleotides long. Its product is annotated as pyridoxal phosphate-dependent decarboxylase family protein. Gene Ontology annotation, biological process: carboxylic acid metabolic process. The coding region runs from base 1 to 1644 and encodes 547 amino acids. NCBI's taxonomy places the organism in Eukaryota, Fungi, Ascomycota, Eurotiomycetes, Eurotiales, Aspergillaceae. Gene Ontology annotation, molecular function: pyridoxal phosphate binding; carboxy-lyase activity. The record is from RefSeq and is a predicted model, not a curated record. The transcript has 2 exons. Gene Ontology annotation, cellular component: cytoplasm.
AUGUCCCGCGCCGACGAAGUCCAGACUCUUCUGAAGGCAGUAGAAAAUCUACUCAUUCCUUUCAUUCGGGCCGCCGACGAGAGCCCUGCCAGUGACUCCCAGCACAAGAAUGGCGUCAACGGGCAUAGCCGAGCCGGAACAGCCCUGAUAGAUUACAAGAAGCCCGAGGAGCUGCGGGAUAUCCUGCAGCUCGAGGUACCCGAGACCGGAAGACAGCAGGAUGGCCUGAUUGAAGUCCUGCAGAAGGUCCUGCGCUACUCGGUCAACACCUGGCACCAGGGCUUCUUGGACAAGCUGUAUGCGACAACCAAUGCCCCCGGCGUGGCAGCCGAGCUGAUCCUGGCCACUUUGAACACCAACGUCCACGUGUACCAGGUGUCGCCGGCCUUGACUGUGAUUGAGAAGUACACCGGGCAGCAAUUGGCGGCGCUGUUCGGGCUUACGGGUCCUCGUGCCGGCGGCAUCUCGGUGCAAGGCGGUUCAGCCUCGAAUACCACGUCCAUUGUGAUCGCGCGCAACAAUCUUUACCCGAACACGAAGAAGAACGGCAACGAAGGGUACCGGUUUGUGCUCUUCACCAGCGCCCAUGGGCACUACAGCGUGGAGAAGGCGGCGCAGAUGCUCGGGUUUGGUAGCAGCGCUGUCUGGCCCGUGCCCAUUGAUUCACAAGGCCGCAUGAUCCCCGCGGAACUGGAGAAACUCGUCCAAAAGGCCCAGGACGAGGGCCGAACACCGUUCUAUGUCAAUGCCACGGCGGGCACGACGGUCAUGGGGUCGUUCGACCCCUUUAACGAAGUCGCAGCCAUCUGCCAAAAAUACAACCUGUGGCUCCACGUCGACGGGUCCUGGGGCGGCUCGUUUGUCUUCUCGCAGCGACAGAAGCACAAGCUGGCUGGUGCCGAAAAGGCUAACAGUAUCGCCAUCAACCCGCACAAGAUGCUCGGCGUGCCGGUGACCUGCUCGUUCCUGCUGGCCUCGGACAUGCGCCAGUUCCACCGCGCCAAUACGCUGCCCGCGGGGUAUCUGUUUCACAGCGAAGAAACAGCAUCAGCAGCCAACGGCGACGGGCAGCCCGAGUCAGAGCUGGAGGCCGAUUCGCCCGAGGUGUGGGAUCUGGCCGAUCUAACGCUGCAAUGUGGCCGGCGGGCCGAUUCGCUGAAACUCUUCCUGGGGUGGACGUACUACGGAACCCAAGGCUAUGCGGCGCAGAUCGACACGGCCUGCGAUGUGGCCGCGCACUUGGCCACCAUCGUCUCGCAACACCCGGACUUUGUCCUCGUCAGCGAGAACCCGCCCCCAUGCCUGCAGGUGUGCUUCUACUACGCUCCCGGCAAGCAAAUGUUGUACCCCCGCGGCAGCGUGUCGGACGAGACGCAGCGCGGAAAGCUGAACAGCAAGGUUACGGAGCAGGCGACGCAUGCGAUCGUGCCCAAGGGGUUCAUGGUGGACUUUGCGCCUCCGAGCGACGACGACGAGGGCGUUGGCAACGGCAAGUUCUUCCGGUGCGUGGUUAACGUCUUGACCAGCAGGGAAACGGUCGAGUCGCUAGUCCGGGCUAUUGAGGAGGUUGGGCCGCGCGUCUUCGCGGAAUUGAAGGGAAGUACCCCGGUGGUUCCUCAGAAGAGGCUUGGGAAGCAUGCCUAG